AUGGCAAUGCCGGCAACCGCGGCUGUCUCCCCUCCCCUUUGUCUUCCUUUCUCUUCUUCUCUCUCUCCCUCCACCUGCAAUUCCAUUCUCCAUUCCCAUUCUACGGAUUCUGUUCGAUCCCGAAGCCAUCACUACAAACUUUCUUCUUCUUUCCAGCUGAAGCGGAUCCAACCCGAGUCCCUCGCCUUCGCGCUCGAGCAGUCCGCGGAGAAGGGAUCUCUCCGAGAAGGAUUGCAAAUUCAUGCUCGCCUCCUUCGCCUCGGCCUGCUCACCUGCGAUGACGCCAACCACCUCUUCCACCACCUCCUCCUCCUCCUCUACUCCUUUGCUGGGCGGCCUGACUCCGCCGCUGCGGUCCUCCGCCUUAUCCCUUCCCAUAUACUCACAACUUUCUUUUUUAACACGGUCAUCCGCGACCUCGCAGCUUCCUUCCCGGAGCUUGCGGUUGACCUCUUUAUCAACAUGCUCGUCGCGGGCCUAUGUCCCAACGAGUUCACUUACCCAUUCGUCCUACGCUCCUCAUCUCUACUCGGCCGUCUCUUUCUCGGACGGCAGCUCCACGCUCACGUACUGAAAUAUGGUCUUCAGCAUCACAAUGUCUUCUGCGCCACCGCACUUCUUGAUCUGUACGCUAAACUGGCUCCUCUAUCAGAUGCGCGCAAAUUGUUUGAUAGAAUUCCCAACAGAAAUGAGGCUACUUGGAAUUCAAUGAUUGCAGCGCUUGUGGAAAACGGGUUGCUGGAGAGCGGAUUGGAAAUGUUGGAGAUGAUUGAAGACGAUGGGUUCCAGGUUGGUGUUAGCAGCUGGAAUUCAUUUCUUGCUGGCUGUGUUCGCUCAGGGAACGUCGAGCUUGCUUGGGAGAUUCUUGUAGAGAUGGUUUCUAGAUCAGCAAUGAGUAUGAAUGCAGCCACAUUUAACACCCUUCUUCCU
Messenger RNA from Phalaenopsis equestris, 930 nucleotides. RefSeq names its product pentatricopeptide repeat-containing protein At2g33680-like. The annotation marks the transcript as partial. Gene Ontology annotation, biological process: RNA modification. NCBI's taxonomy places the organism in Eukaryota, Viridiplantae, Streptophyta, Magnoliopsida, Asparagales, Orchidaceae. The record is from RefSeq and is a predicted model, not a curated record. Gene Ontology annotation, molecular function: protein binding; RNA binding. The transcript has a single exon.